Eimeria mitis is the source of this 6507-nucleotide messenger RNA. RefSeq lists its product as uncharacterized. Bases 1 to 6507 code for a protein of 2168 amino acids. Gene Ontology annotation, biological process: regulation of transcription by RNA polymerase II. Gene Ontology annotation, molecular function: transcription coregulator activity. The record is from RefSeq and is a predicted model, not a curated record. The transcript is spliced from 21 exons. NCBI's taxonomy places the organism in Eukaryota, Apicomplexa, Conoidasida, Eucoccidiorida, Eimeriidae. Gene Ontology annotation, cellular component: SWI/SNF complex; nucleus.
AUGAAGGGGCCCCUCCAGCGCGCCCUUAUGGGCCUCUCUGCAGCCCGCAGCGCAGCUGACUAUAGAAGAGAAACGCAGCAGCUGCUGGAUGCCUUAGACAGCAGCAGCAGCAGCAGCAGCAGCAGCAGCAGCAGUGCUGGGGAUGAUGUGUGGAGCGUUUCGGUGCUGGUAUCUGUGCAGCAAGUUGCUGCUGCUGCUGCACUGCAGCAGCUGCUGCGCUGUCUGCCAGCGCAGCAGCAGCAGCAGCAGCAGCAGCAGCAGCAGCAGCGAAAGGCUCCUGCUGCUCUCUCAGCUCGAGACAGUUUGCUGCUGCUGUCUGUCGUAGAUAGAGCAGAUAGCUGCAUUGUCUCUCUCCUUCAUCUUGGUGCUGCUGCUGCUGAUGUUGCUGCAGCAGCAAAGCCCCUAGACGCAGCAAUAGAUGCGGUGCUGCUGCUGCUGCAGCACAUCCGCAGCAGCAGCAGGGCGCGUCUCCUUGUCGAGCAGCAGCAGCAGCAGCAGCAGCAGCAGAUGCAGUAUCAGCAGCAUGCAACCACCAAAGGCAUUCAUGCUGCUGCAGCUGCUGCAGCAGCAACAGCAGCAGCAGCAGCAGAGUGGGAAAAAAGCUGCAGCAGAGUGCUGCAGCUGCUGCUGAAGCAUCCGCAAAUUGUUGACGGGCUACCACAGACGAGAAAAGGCAGCUUGCUGUUUCUGGCCUACGUGCCGCAGCCGCAGCAGCAGCAGCAGCAGCAGCAGCAGCAGCAGCAACAGCAGCAGCAGCAGCAGCAGCAGGGAGAAGGGGAGAAUACACAGCAGCAUCUGCGGGAGACGCAAAACUCUUCUAUGAAGUGGCUGCAAACACAAAUGCCACGGCAGCAGCAGCAGCAGCAGCAGCAGCAACUGCAGCAGCAGCAGCAGCAGCAGCAGCAACAGCAGCAAGAGGAAACCGGGGGCCUUUGGCUUCAGCCUGUAAUAGAUUCUGUAUUCCCAAGGACCACCCCUAACCGGCAGCAGCAGCAGCAGCAGCAGCAGCAAACGCAGCUGCAGCUGCAGCAGCAGCAACAGCAGCAGAAGCAGAUGGCUGACGAAGCAGCGGCUGCGGCUGCAGAAGCAGCAGCAGCAGCAGCAGCAGCAGCAGCAGAGUGGGAGCCGCUGCUGCUGGUGGUGCUGCAGAGCCUAUACCGCCCCGACCUGCUGCUGCAGCUGAGCUGUGAAGGCCGCGACAGUUUGCUGCUGCUGCUGCGGCUGCUGCUGAAGUGCCUCAGGGGGCCCUCGAUAUUCGCUCCUGCUGCAGCACGGCAACUCCGGUUGCUUCGGGACUUGCUGCGUAGCGUGGUGACGUGUACACCGUGGUUGAUAGGCCAGGAAGCAGAAGCAGCACAAGGGCCGCAGCAGCAGCAACUCUGCUGCUUCAGCGGCCGCUUUGCUGUUGCUGCUGCUGCUGCUCUCUCUCCUUCUUUGUCUUCUCUCGGCAUGCACGGAGAACCGCCAUUCUUGCUGCUGACUCCCCUCAACACCUUCAAAAAUCUAGGACCCUCCUCUGCUGCAGCAGCAGCAGCAGCAGCAGCAGCAGCAGCAGCAGCAGCAGUGGCAAGGGGAGCAGCAGCAACAGCAGCAGCAGCAGAUGGGAGCGCAGCAGCAAGUGCUGUGCUCCGUUUGCUGCCGUGCGUACUGCAGCAGACACACAAACCAGCCAGCUGCUGGCAGCAACAGCAGCAGCAGCAGCAGCAGCAGCAGCAGCAGCAGCAACAGCAGCAGCAGUUUGAGGCAGCAGAGUCCGGGCAAGUUUCUCUGCCCCCCGAACAAAUGCUGUGCUCCGUUUGCUGCCGUGCGUACUGCAGCAAACACACAAACCAGCCAGCUGCUGGCAGCAACAGCAGCAGCAGCAGCAGCAGCAGCAGCAGCAACAGCAGCAGCAGCAACAGCAGCAGCAGUUUGAGGCAGCAGAGUCCGGGCAAGUUUCUCUGCCCCCCGACGGCAACGAAAAGAUGCAGCUGCAUUGACCCAGCAGCAGCAGCAGCAACAGCAGCAGCAGCAGCACCAAAAGCAGCAGCAGCAGCAGCAGCAGCAGCAGCAGCAGCAGCAGCAAACCCCCCUCCAAGGGGCUUGCUGCUGCAGCGUGGGGCCCUCAUUGGGAGCUUUCUUUUAUACAAAAUUCAACAAAGACACGAACACACAACACCAGCUAACUACGGCUUCUGCUGCAGCAGCAGCGAAGUCCUUCAACUCUGUGCUGCUCUUCGGGAGGAGGGGACGCAUGCAAACGAGGAUUUGCUGCUGCAGCUGCUGGUGCAUGCGGAUCGCUUUGCUGCAGCGGUGCAGCAGCAGCAGCAGCAGCAGCAGCAGAUAGCUCGCUUCAUGCUGCUGCCCCCCUCAUUGCUGACUCCUUCAUACUUGCUGCUGCUGCAGCUGCUGCUGCUGCUGCUGCCCCGCAAGGCCACACGCCGAGCCGUGCGUUUGCUGUUUGAGCCCCCUUUCUUAUGCAGCAGGUUGCUGCUGCCAGCAGCAGCAGCAGCAGCAGCAGGAGCAGCAGCAGCAACAGCAGCAGCAGCAGCAGCAGCAGCAACAGCAGGGUUGCUGCUGCCAGCAGCAGCAGCAGCAGCAGGAGCAGCAGCAGCAACAGCAGCAGCAGCAGCAGCAGCAGCAACAGCAACACGCAUCCUAGAUCCCAGUGUGUGGCUGCUGGAGGUGUUUGCUGCUGCUUUGCUGCUGCAUAAGGAGAACGUUGCUGCUGCUGCUGCUGAGCAGCUGUUUGUGUAUCUUCUUGCUGCUGUAAGGAGACAGAAGGAGUUGCUGCUCCCUAGACACCGCAGAAAGAGACAGCAGCAAACCCUUGCAUCGUUGCCUGCUGCUGCUGUCUUGCUGCUGCAGCUGCUGCGCUGCUACGCUGGAGAUACACCCCACGACAGCAGCAGCAGCGGGCCGCUGCUGCAGCAGCAGACGCAGCAGCAGUCUCUUCUCAGGGUGUGGGAGGGGGGUGUUUGCUCUGCAGCAGCAGCAGCAGCAGCAGCAGCAGCAGGAACAGCAGCAACUGCAGCAACAGCAGCAACUGCAGCAGCAGCAGCAGCAAGUGCAGCAGAGAAGCCGCAGCAGGUUACUCUCGAUUCCAGGUGUCUUUGUGAAGGGCCUCUGCAUGCAUUUGCUGCUGCUGCAGCAUAUGCUGCUCGGGGUGUACGUUCUGUUGCUGCUGCAGUGCUGCUGCUGUCGUCGAGCUGCGGCGUCCCCGCAGCAGCAGCAGCAGCAGCAACAACAGCAGCAGCAGCAGCAGCGCAGCGGCUAUCGUUCAAAGGAGACGAAGAAACAGCAAAAAACAUAAACUCCCUCAUCAGCAGCAGCAGCAGCAGCAGCAGCAGCAGCAGCAAGAGAGAAGCCCCUCUAUCUGAAGAGCUGCAGAUACACUCCAUUGAAUCAGCAACAGCAACAACAGCAGCAGCAGCAGCAGCAGCAGCGGGGCUGCCGCUGCUGCAGCUGCGGCCUGUUGCAUGCGGAACAGCAGCUCUUGUGGCGCUGCAGCAAAGACAAACUCUGCUGCGGUGUAUCUGCAGCUUUCUGUACGAGAGCAGCAUGAACCUUCUUGCUGCUCUUGCUGCAGCAGGGAAUGCAGCAGCAGCAGCAGCAGCUGUUGCUGCUGCAGCAACAGCCUCACCAACAGCAGCAACAGCAGCAGCAGCAGCAGCAGCAGCAGCAGUUUUCGGCGGAGACAGAAGCCUGGGGGCCCCCGGGGGCCCCGGGGGCCCCUGGGGCCUGGGGGCCCCCGGGGGCCUCGGGGGCCGGGGGGGCCCCGGGGGCCCCGGGGGCCCCGGGGCCUUGCUCCCUUGGCUGUGCUGCCUGGCUAGCUUUUCUUUGCCUGGAGAUGCAGCAACCCCAGAAGCAGAUCUGUCUCCUUCUUUGAUUGUCUUAUCGAAGAACAGCAGCAACUGCAGCAACUGCAGCAGCAGCAGCAGCAGCAGCAAGUGCAGCAGAGAAGCCGCAGCAGUGCUGCUGCUGUCGUCGAGCUGCGGCGUCCCCGCAGCAGCAGCAGCAGCAGCAACAACAGCAGCAGCAGCAGCAGCGCAGCGGCUAUCGUUCAAAGGAGACGAAGAAACAGCAAAAAACAUAAACUCCCUCAUCAUCAGCAGCAGCAGCAGCAGCAGCAGCAGCAGCAGCAAGAGAGAAGCCCCUUUAUCUGAAGAGCUGCAGAUACACUCCAUUGAAUGUUUGCUGCUGCUGCGGCCGCUGCUGCUGCUGUCUCCUCUCCCUGCUGUCUCUGUCUUUGACGGCCCCCCCGUGCUGCGCGUCUCUGCUGCUGCUGCUGCUGCUGCUGCUGCUUUGGGCGCGGCGGAUACAGCAGCAACAGCAGCAGCAACAACAGCAGCAGCAGCAGCAGCAACGGGGCUGCCGCUGCUGCAGCUGCGGCCUGUUGCAUGCGGAACAGCAGCUCUUGCGGCGCUGCAGCAAAGACAAACUCUGCUGCGGUGUAUCUGCAGCUUUCUGUACGAGAGCAGCAUGAACCUUAUUGCUUCUCUUGCUGCAGCAGGGAAUGCAGCAGCAGCAGCAGCAGCUGUUGCUGCUGCAGCAACAGCCUCACCAGCUGGCCCUACCUACUCUAUAGACCCUUCAUUCAACCCGACAACAAGCAGCAGCAACAGCAGCAGCAACAGCAGCAGCAGCAGCAGCAGCAGCAGCAGUUUCCGGGCUUGGAUGGUGGAAGCUUGCUGCUUCAUGACGAGCCUCAAGUUUGCUGCUGCUGCGCUGCCUCUGCAUGCAUGGGUCUCUCCUGCUUGCUGGGCUGUAUCUCCAGCGGAGACAGAAGCCUGGGGGCCCCCGCGGGCCCCGGGGGCCCCUGGGGCCGGGGGGCCCCCGGGGGCCUCGGGGGCCGGGGGGGCCCCGGGGGCCCCGGGGGCCCCGGGGCCCUGCUCCCUUGGCUGUGCUGCCUGGCUAGCUUUUCUUUGCCUGGUCAGAGCAGCAGCAGAAGAGCUGCAGCACGAGCAGCAGCAGCAGCAGCAGCAGUGGCGUGAUGGUCCUCAGUUGUCUCAAGAAAGAAGCAGAGCAGCAGCAGCAGGUGCUGCUGCUGCAGCUUCUGCAGCAGCAGCAGCAGAUGAUUGGCUGCAGCAGCGGGGACAGGGAUUUGCAGCAACUAGCAAAGAGCUUUGCAGGGGAAUCACCAGCAGCAGCAGCGAGGUGCGUUUGAGAGUGCUGCAGCCGGUGACCUCUGGGGGUUUGCAAACGACAGGAGGCAUCCAGCAGCAGCAGCAGCAGCAGCAGCAGCAGCAGCAGCAGCAGCAGCAGCGAGGUGCGUUUGAGAGUGCUGCAGCCGGUGACCUCUGGGGGUUUGCAAACGACAGCUUCAGCAGCAGCAGCACUUUUGAAUCUGCUGCAGCAGCAAGACCCAUGCUGCAGCAGCAGCAGCAGCAGCAACAGCAGCAGCAGCAGCAUGCCACGCCAGACUAUGGGCGACCGGACCCUACAACAGGAGAGGAAGCUGCUGCUGCUGCUGCUGCUGCUGCUGCUUUGUCUUUGCUGCCGUCUCAGUACUUAGUGCUGCGGUGGCUGCUGCAGUCUGUUGUCCUCUUCUCUCUCGCCCCGACGGGAAGCAGCAGCAGCAGCAGCAACCUGCAGCAGCAGCAGCAGCAGCGGCAGCAGCAGCAGCAGCAGGGAGAUGAUAAGCUGCAGCAGGGGCUAGAUGGCACGCUGGCUGUCUUGGCGUUGCUGCAUGAGUUUGCAGUCGGCUGCAGCAGCAGCAGCAACAGCAGCACCAGCAGCAGCAGCAGCUUCAUGGAGCAGCACGUGCAGCAGCUACUGCCUCUCUGCGGCCCACAGCAGCAGCAGCAGCAGCAGCAGCAGCAGCAGCAGCAGCAGAUCCACCGUCUCCUACCUCUUGCUUUGUGUCUCUUCUCGCUGCAGCAACCCGAAGCAAAAGGCAGCAGCAGCAAACGCAUAAGUGCUGCAGCAGCAGCUCGCCUGCUGCAGCUGCUGACAGCAGCAUCUCUGCUGCUAUCUACAGACUGUCAACUCGCGCUGCUGCAACCCGCGGUCUUGUCUUGGUUUGUUUGUAUGUGUGCCUGUCUCCUUUCUUCUUUUCCUUCUGCUGCUGCUGCUGCUGCUGUUGCUGCUGCGCUGCUGCGGGUGCUGCGCUGUCUCCGCAUGCAACUUGCUGCUUCUUCUUUCGUGUGGGGCCCCCCAGCAGCAGCUGCUGCACUGUCUCUGCACCUCGUCACUGCCGUGCUUGUCCCGCUCUCCCCUCAAGACAUAGCACACCCUUUGCUGCUGUGUGGGGUGGGGGGAGAAGCGGGAGGAGAGUUCGUGCGUUGUCUGGUGGCCUCGGGAUCGGUCUCCUCCUGGCUGCUGCGUGCGCUGCUGCCGAGCAGCUCUGCAGACCCCUCUGCUGCUGCUGCUGCUGCUGCUGCUGCUGCUCCUGCUGCAGUGGGGGUGGGCAGCGAAGACCCAGCAGCAGCAGCAGCAGCAGCAGCAAGACAGGUCCGGUCCUCACGAAUGUUCACAAGGAGAGCAACAGCAACAGCAGCAGCAGGAGCAGCAGCAGGCAUUGUAUGA